Messenger RNA from Parnassius mnemosyne (clouded apollo), 1755 nucleotides. Lineage: Eukaryota; Metazoa; Arthropoda; Insecta; Lepidoptera; Papilionidae. The record is from the annotation of a GenBank genome assembly.
AUGGUAGUAUGUGAAUUAGACAAAGAAGUUUCAGGGGAAAUACUGGGAAAGAAAUUACCAGUAUGGCAGGCGUUACUUCUCCAUCGGGUUUUGCCAUCUUGGGGAGGACUUGUUGUGUACAUGACAGUUAUUUGUUUCGAUAUGACUCUUAUUUACGAACAUUUCCGUAACGGUGAUGACGCACUUGCUGUUUUCUGCAUAAUUCUUAUGAGUUUUCCGGCUUUGCUAUCGUUGGUGUUCACGUUAGCAUCGCCACCACCAGGACUGCAAACAGAAAUGACCGCCUUUGAAAUGACGAUUGGGAAGAAUGACUUGAAAUGGAUUCUAAUGCAAAUUGUUAAUGCUAUAUUUUUUCCUAUUGCAGCUAUCGGUAGAUAUUGUUAUUUAAUAUUUUGGUGGACUGAAGGCGUCUUCGCCUCUUAUGCAGAAGAUGAAGAACGCAUAGAAGAAGCAUUGUUAUUUGCACGAGCGCCGUCAUCACUGGAGUUGUAUUUGUUCCUUCAAGCUUUCAUACAUUCAGCACCUCACGCAAUCGUUAACAUUUUAGAUCUAAUGUUGCGGUUUUCCGAUCCAGCAUUUGAUAAAGUUUCAGUUCAAGCAGUUAGUAUUAUCGCAUCGUGUAUGCGAAUGGCAAGCACGGCUACCUUAUACAGAAGAUUUGAACGAGAAAAAAUAUGUGGUCGUAAAUAUCCAUGGGGUAAUGCAGGGGAUGCUGAAAAGGAAAAUGUUAAAAACGAAGAGUUCGAAAAACGCAAUGAAGAUAAUAUUAUAUCCGAACAUAUUUACGUACCAAUUAAAAGACAAAGUAGUAGUUCUAAUAAAUCUACCGAUAGUAAAAAUGAGGUGAAUAAUGAUUUGAUCCAAUUCUCCCCACGCAAUUCAGAAAUGACCUCUUCGCUAAAUGAAGAUAGUGCAUUUGAUUCUGAUACAAGUUCAAACUACUUGUCGCCGAUUAUGUUACGUGAUGAAAAUACUGGGAGUGAUAACGAAUAUGUUCGUCCAAUAUCAGUUGUAGACAAAGUGGCCCCUCUAAGACAAAAGAGGGAAUAUGUUAUUGAAAAUGUUUAUGUGCCGCCGCCGCCAGCAAUGGAUGCGCCUAGACCUGGCUCGUUAGCACUCUGGGCAGAAAAAAUCGUUGAAAAUGCAGAAAAUAUUCCCACCUGGCUAUCAGCUCCACCCCGAAGAAAACAUUGGGAGGUAGUUCAAGAUGAGCCUGAUAUUCCACGUCGUGUUCCCAGAUCUUUCAUCCGUGGUCUCGAACCUCAAGAUAUAACAGCCGGCUUAGUUCAGUACUUGGGUUGGUACUCCUUCUUUGUAUCACGAUUGCUCUCUAUAUCCGCAUUUAUCAAUUUCUUUCCUUACGUGGCUAUUAUAAUUCUUUUCUCUCAUUAUCAAAUUAUGUUACUCUUUCUAAUAGUUCCACAGGCUAGCACAAUAAAGAGGGCAUUUUAUAUGUUUCUUGCUUUUAUCUAUUUAUUUUGUUUAAUGGAAUUUAAGAUACGCUUUAGACACGUGCGAGUGUGGCACGUGUUUUGGCUCAUAGCCUGUACCAUUGAGAACAUUAUUUUUAUAGCGUUGUGGGCAAGCAUUGAUAACUAUUUCGACAGUUGGUGGAGACGAUUUGUUGUGAUGGCAACUUUUGGUGGUAUGUUGUUAAGUUAUAUGUGUCUUCUAGUGUAUUUUGUGUUGUUAAAGCCAAGAGAAACCGUGGUUCCUAUUAAAAAUAGAAAAGUUAGUGGUAGUAAAGCUUUAUGA